UCUGCCUAGUUCUUUGUAUACAUUAUUAAAGUUCUCCAUUGUUUUUUUUAACCACUAGUUCCCAAAGACCAACCUCCACCAAAUAAGAUAAACCAAAUUCUCUGGAGUUAAGCCUCUAAAUCUGAUCUAAGCCCUCCUAACCCCCAUACAUAAAUAAAUCUCAAGUGGUAAACACUUCCUCCGUCCCUUCCCGUCUCUCCCUUCAUCCACCCCCAAAAUUCAAGUCUAUAUAAGAGAAUAGGAGAGUCUAGGUGGACAUAAAAAUAGGAAAUAAACCUUGCAGUGGCCAUGGAGGAAGCAGGAGAUCUCGAGAUCUCCGGCGUCGGCUCCAACUCCACCAUCAACGAUGACGGCGGCUGCGCAUGGACCGAUUGGUCCCCAGUCAUCGACUGGGGGCCUCUCUCCGCCGAUGAUGACUUCCGGGGCCUCGUCGAGGCCAUGAUGUGCGACGACAAUGACGACGUCGCCCACGCCGGUGUAACCCGCAUGGCCUAUGAUCCAUACUGGAAUUCUAACCCGAGCAGCACCACCACCAGCACCGGCACGCCGCCGGCAGAGGAACCUAGUAGCAGCGAUGGUGGCGGCGGCGGCAAUGAUGACAAGGGGCUGCGGCUGGUGCAUCUAUUGGUGGCGGCGGCAGAGGCACUGGCCGGCCCCUACAAGAGCCGGGAACUGGCCCGGGUGAUAUUGGUUCGGCUCAAGGAGUUGGUGUCCCCGGCAGGCGGCGCCGCCGGUUGCGGUGGAGGGACUAGCAUGGAGCGACUCGCCGCGUACUUCACCAAUGCCCUCCAGGGCCUGCUUGACGGCUCCUCCGCCACAGCCUGCAGCCGGCAAUCAGCGUCGCACCUCGAUGGCCAAGUCGGGGAUGUACUGGCUGCAUUUCAGCUGCUCCAGGACAUGUCCCCCUACGAGAAAUUCGGCCACUUCACCGCCAACCAGGCGAUCCUGGAGGCGGUGGCCCGCUACCGGCGAGUCCACAUCGUUGACUACGACAUCGCCGAGGGCGUCCAGUGGGCAUCGCUCAUGCAGGCGCUCGUCUCCCGGAAGGACGGUCCCCCACCGCCGCACCUGCGUAUCACCGCCGUCACGCAGCGUGGCAGCGGGACGCGGGCGGUGCAGGAGACCGGGCGGCGGCUGGCGGCAUUUGCGGCAUCUCUCGGACAGCCCUUCUCCUUCGGGCAGUGCCGGCUGGAGGCCGACGAGCGGUUCCGGCCGGCGGGGGUGAAAGUGGUGAAGGGAGAAACAGUGGUCCUAAACUGCGUGCUGCAGCCGCCGCAUGCGGCGGGGGCGGCAACAACUCGGGGGGCGGGGUCGGUGGCGUCGUUCCUGUCGGGGGCGGCGACUCUGGGGGCGAGGGUGGUGGCGGUGGUGGAGGAGGAAGGUGUGGCGGAGGACGGGAACUUUGUGGGGAGGUUCAUGGGCGAGUUGCACCGGUACUCGGCGGUGUGGGACUCGCUGGAGGCCGGGUUUCCGAUGCAAGGCCGGGCUAGGGGUCUCGUCGAGAGGUUGAUACUGGGGCCGAGGAUCGCCGGAGCCGUGAGGAGGGCUUACAGAGCUACUGGAGAAGGAGGGUGGGGGGAGUGGAUGGCAAGGAUGGGGUUUGGAAGGGUUGGUAUCAGUUGUUUCAACCACUGCCAAGCCAGGCUGUUGCUGGGGCUCUUCAGUGACGGAUACCAGGUGGAGGAGGACGGGCCUAACAAGCUGGUGUUGGGGUGGAAGUCUCGGAGGCUCACCUCAGCCUCCAUUUGGUCACCUCCUCCUCCUGCACCAGCUUCUGUACCUCCUGCCAAUAUUGGAGUUAGCAGCAGCAUGGAGGAUUCUGAUUUCUUGCUGGAUUGAUUACUUCUCCACUUUCUUUCUUGCAAUUGGUUUGUUCUGGUAUCAUGGAUUUCCUCUCGUUUUCCUUGCCCGUCACUGCGUCACUGUAUUGAUUGGUGUCCUUUUUUUAUGUUCCUAUUUUUUUCGGAAAAGGGUUUUUUUA
Molecule: messenger RNA, 1981 nt
Organism: Phoenix dactylifera (date palm)
Lineage: Eukaryota; Viridiplantae; Streptophyta; Magnoliopsida; Arecales; Arecaceae
Source: RefSeq, a predicted model, not a curated record